Molecule: messenger RNA, 961 nt
Organism: Tilletiopsis washingtonensis
Lineage: Eukaryota; Fungi; Basidiomycota; Exobasidiomycetes; Entylomatales
Exons: 1
Coding region: 288-836 (182 amino acids)
Biological process (GO): mitochondrial translation
Cellular component (GO): mitochondrial large ribosomal subunit
Molecular function (GO): structural constituent of ribosome
Source: RefSeq, a predicted model, not a curated record
AGGCAAACGAGAUCGUCGAGGUGCUGCGCCGCAACGUCGUGCAGGGCCGCUGGAACGAGGAGACGGAGGCGUACAGUGAGUUGCCUGCGAGAGCGAGGAGCCGGGCGGUGCUAGGCAGUGCGGCAGAAGUGCAGUGCGUGGAGAUGUCUGCGAAAACGCAGCGACAGCAGCACACAGAUCGCUGCGACGGCACAGCAACGACGCUGUGCGCUGCUGCAGAAGCGCAGCAGCGAGCACAUCGAUGAGCCGCCACGCUGACGCUGUGCUGCUGCUCGCCAGAGCUCAAGAUGCGCCCCGAGACGGAGCUCGGCUCCAACGAGACGAUCAAGCAGGGCCGCGCCAAGCAGCUCGCCGACCUGCAGGCCUCGAAGGGCGUGCCACGCUGCGGCGGCGCCAGCGGCUCGGCCAGCAGUGGACGUGGCGCCGCCGGGCCAUCGUCGGCACGAGCCUUCUCGACGAGUGCGCGCGCGCCCGCCGCAUCCAAGGCCGGCGGCCUGCCGCGGCCCGUGCCGACGUUCCCGUCGACGGUGCUGCUCUCCGACGGCUCGUCGAUCCAGCUCAGCACGACGAGCCCGCGCAGCAUGGUCAAGCUGACGCGCGACCCGACGAACCACCCGCUGUGGAACCCGGGCAUGGAGCGGCGCGCCGGCGGCGACGACGACGAGAGCGGCCGCCUCGGCCGCUUCCGCAAGCGCUUCGAGGGCAUGCAGGGCGCCGCUGUCGAGCAGCAGGCGGCCAAGUGGGACGCCGACGACCUGGCGUGGAUGAGCGGCGGGCGGGAAGCGCGCGCGGGCACGCCGGUGGUGGCCAAGAAGGGCAAGAAGGGCAAGAAGUGAGAGCAAUGCGAGCGCCGUGCAUGAUGGAGAAGGUGACAUUGCGAGAGCGCAGGGGUACAUAGAUGAGAUGGAAGCAGCGGAAGCGGAAGCGGAAGCGACGUCGUUACGUAGAGGCAUCAUCUUCU